UUUCUCUCCUUCCACCUCACUCCCCUCUCUGUUCUUUCUCUCUGUCCAACAUUUCUCCAGAGCCGUCUUGCGCUUCCUACUGCUCUUCUGGUACAAAUCUGGCAUGCAGACUUCCCCUCCUAUUACCCCCCUGGACAGGGAGGCACAGCUCGGCAACGAUGAGGACCACGAUGACCACCAGGAUGACAGCUCCUUUGUGGGCCAGCGGUCAGGGAGGGUGAUGAGGCCGUUGGGCAAUGCUCCCUCUGUGCAGACCCGUCUGUGGGCAGCCCCCAGUAGGGAGAAGAGGUGUGCUGUGGAGGAGGAUCUGACCUCUAGUCCCACUGCCCUGGGGGUCCAGGAGACCAUAGCAGAGUCCAUGUACAUUGGACGCCCGCUGGUACACUUGCUCUGCCUGGGAAUGUGUGGGAGAGGCUCCUGGAAACCAUGGCUCGUGUCUGGAGCCAUGGAAAUGACCAGUUUUGGUUUGCUGAGUGACACUAAAUCUCUGAACCGGCGGGAGAGGGCGGAGGUGAGGAGGAGAGCCUUUCUGCUUCUGUACUACCUGCUCCGCUCCCCUUUCUACAACAGAUUCUCUGAGACAAAGAUCCUGUUCCUCCUCCGGUUUCUGGCAGACAAUGUUCCCGGCGUCGGGCUGGUUGCUCGCCCUCUAAUGGAUUACCUACCUGUCUGGCAGAAGAUCUACUUCUAUAACUGGGGCUGAGGGCAAGAGGUGGUUGAAGGUCUCCUGGCCAGCUGGAUAGGGAUCGACACUAAAGAGGGAGACUCAGUAAAAUACAGAGCCAGAGACACACAGGGACUCAAGUCCCCCACAGACUCACUGGAAACCUGUGCUGGUUAAUCUGCUGUACUUCAACUGGGGACCCUCAAAUCAGAUCCAACAUGCUGUUCUGUUGCUAGGGCAUGCCAGAGUACCUUACGGAUCCUUCUGUUCUGUUGCUAGGGCAUGCCAGAGUACCUUACGGAUCCUUCUGUUCUGUUGCUAGGGCA
Oncorhynchus gorbuscha (pink salmon) is the source of this 990-nucleotide messenger RNA. RefSeq names its product peroxisomal membrane protein PEX16-like. The coding region runs from base 104 to 703 and encodes 199 amino acids. NCBI's taxonomy places the organism in Eukaryota, Metazoa, Chordata, Actinopteri, Salmoniformes, Salmonidae. Gene Ontology annotation, cellular component: peroxisomal membrane. Gene Ontology annotation, biological process: peroxisome organization. The record is from RefSeq and is a predicted model, not a curated record. The transcript has 7 exons.